Molecule: messenger RNA, 1886 nt
Organism: Theobroma cacao (cacao)
Lineage: Eukaryota; Viridiplantae; Streptophyta; Magnoliopsida; Malvales; Malvaceae
Product: amino acid transporter AVT1I-like
Biological process (GO): amino acid transmembrane transport
Cellular component (GO): vacuolar membrane
Molecular function (GO): L-amino acid transmembrane transporter activity
Source: RefSeq, a predicted model, not a curated record
AGUGGGUUUUUCCUUUUGAAAGCUGCAUUGUAAUUAUCACCCUAAGCCAAGGAUAUCACCCCACAUUUCUGAUGCUUUUUCCUGUUAAAGUUGAAUGGGCAUCUACUCAUCUUCACUCACUCCUCCCACAAACCAAGCAAUUUAUUCUAAUAGAAGAAAAUAAUGGAUGUGCAUACUUGUCAACAUCAAAACAACAAACAUCGACCUAUUCCUCUUAUAUAUAUGCAACAUUGUGGGUUCCUGAGUGGCACAAGAUGGACAUCUCGAAAGCUGAGAAAUUAGAGAGCCAAAAUGAGCUUCCACAGCCACAGCAACAAGGCAGAGGCACAAGCUUCCUUAGAACUUGUUUCAAUGGGCUCAAUGCCUUAUCAGGCGUAGGAAUACUGUCAAUUCCAUAUGCACUUGCUCAAGGCGGAUGGUUAAGCUUAUUGCUUCUUGUCCUGGUAGCUGUUCUCUGUUGGUACACUGGACUACUUCUUCAACGCUGCAUGGAUUUGAAUCCCCUCAUCAAAACCUAUCCGGAUAUUGGUGAGCAUGCUUUUGGAUACAAAGGGAGAGCUAUUGUAUCGCUGUUCAUGUAUCUUGAGCUGUACCUGGUUGCAGUUGAGUUUCUGAUAUUAGAAGGUGACAAUCUAGACAAGCUGUUUCCAAACAUGGGGUUCAAAGUUGCCGGUCUGAAAAUUGGAGGAAGGCAAGCCUUUGUUCUACUGACUUCCCUCGUGGUUCUUCCAACUACAUGGUUGAAGAGUUUGGGUAUGCUUGCCUAUGUUUCUGCAGGUGGGGUUUUGGCUUCUUUUAUCCUUGUUGUUUGCAUCUUUUGGGUUGGAGCAGUGGACGGAGUGGGGUUUCAUGAAAGCAAUGUACUUUUGAAUUGGAGAGGAAUGCCUAUUGCUAUAAGCAUGUUUACCUUCUGUUAUUGUGGGCAUUCAGUUUUCCCCACAUUAUGCAGCUCAAUGAGAGACAGAAGCCGGUUCUCUAAUGUUUUAUUUGUCUGCUUCAUCACAAGCACCAUCAACUAUGUAUCAAUGGCUGUUCUAGGCUACCUGAUGUACGGAGAACAUUUGAAGUCUCAAGUGACAUUAAACCUCCCUAUCAAAACGAUCAGCACAAAAAUAGCAAUCUAUACAACUGUAAUCAAUCCCCUCACAAAAUAUGCUAUCAUAACUGCUCCAAUUACUACAGCCAUUGAAGAAAAAUCACUCUUCGGCAACAGCAGGUCUCUAAGCAUCAUCAUUAGAACAGCUCUUGUGAUCAGCACUGUCAUUGUUGCCUUAACCGUCCCAUUUUUCGGCUACAUUAUGGCAUUCAUCGGAUCGUUCUUGAGUGUCACCUCCUCGAUAUUACUGCCAUGCCUGUGCUACCUUAAAACUAACAAAACUGCUCAAAAAUUUGGGUUCGAGUUGGUAAUAAUUGUUACCAUUUUGGUGGCCGGGUCUUUUAUAGGUGUAGUGGGAACCUUCACUUCCAUAAAGCAAAUUGUUAGCCAUCUAUGAAUCAUUUGAAGUGGAUAGUAACCCAAGCUAUUUAUCGGUAAGAUGAGAGAUAUAAGAACAAAAGUCAGAUAAGUAAUACUAUAUGUAUAUGGGUCAAGAAAGAUCAAUCCUUGCUAGGAGUAUAUGCAAUAAGCAAUCAGACAAGCAGAACAUUUAUGUCUGAUAUUAACAAAGCUGCUCAAAACUUGGGGUUCUUGCUGAUAAUACUUGUUGGGAUUUUGGUAGCUGCCUCAUUCAUAGCAGAAAUAAAUGUAUACAAGGAGAUGUUGCAACAACAAUCCUUGAAAGAAAGUUAAGAUAGGAAAAACAUGUAUCUGAGUUUCAUUCCAUCCAGUUUUGUGGAGAUCAAGCUUCAGCAGAUAUAAAAGGGGGAAAAGCGCAUAAUUAGUUAUC